GAGCGUUGUCCGUGGGGCCUCAGCCGUGUGUCCUCGGCCGCCGCCCCCACUGCCGCGCCGUAUCCGCCCCUCGCCUGCCUUUAGAGGGUGCGGGCGACAGUGGGGCCUCGGGUGGUCGCGCAGCCGCCAAGCGUCUCCGCCGAGCCGCCUUUUGUAGCUGGCGGCUCUUCUCUGCCGGGGCCGGGUCGGGGAAGAAAAUGGCGCCGGCGCCCCGAGGCGUCCGGGAGGAGCCGCUGCUGGAGUGUGCGUCGGGACCGCUUUCCCGGCUCCUCUUCCUCGCCCAGGCGGUGCUCUUCCUGCUGCCGGCCGCCCGGGCAGGUGUCUGCCCCGCGCUCUGCUCCUGCCGCAUCCCUCUGCUGGACUGCAGUCGCAGGAAACUGCCCGCCCCGAGCUGGAGGGCGCUGUCGAGCCCGCUGCCCCCUGACGCCGCCAGCCUGGACUUGAGUCAUAAUCGGUUGUCUACCUGGAACAUCAGCUUGGAAUCUCAAACAUUACAAGAAGUGAAAAUGAAUUAUAAUGAGCUAACAGAAAUCCCAUAUUUUGGAGAGUCAACUUCUAAUAUUACUCUACUCUCAUUAGUCCAUAAUAUAAUCCCAGAAAUAAAUUCAGAGACAUUCCAGUUUUACUCUGCUCUCGAGAGCUUAGAUCUCAGCUCAAAUAUAAUAUCGGAAAUCAAGACAUCUUCAUUUCCUCGAAUGCAGCUUAAAUAUCUGAAUUUGAGUAAUAACAGGAUAACCGUCUUGGAGGCUGGUUGCUUUGAUAAUUUAUCGAGUUCCUUAUUAGUGGUAAAGUUAAACCGGAACAGAAUUAGCAUGAUUCCACCCAAGAUCUUCAAGCUACCUCACCUCCAAUUCUUGGAGCUUAAAAGAAACAGGAUUAAAGUUGUGGAAGGUCUAACAUUCCAAGGGCUUGACUCCUUAAGAUCUUUGAAAAUGCAGCGGAAUGGAAUUAGCAAACUUAAGGAUGGAGCUUUUUUUGGCUUGGAUAACAUGGAAGAAUUAGAUCUGGAGCAUAAUAACCUUACAGAAGUGAACAAGGGGUGGUUGUAUGGCUUGCGAAUGUUACAACAGCUCUAUGUGAGCCAGAAUGCUGUUGAAAGAAUCAGCCCUGAUGCAUGGGAGUUCUGCCAGAGACUGUCCGAACUUGAUUUGUCCUAUAACCAGUUGACCCGCCUGGAUGAAUCUGCUUUUGUGGGUCUGAGCCUACUGGAGAGAUUGAAUUUAGGGGACAACAGAGUCACUCACAUUGCUGAUGGUGUCUUUAGGUUUCUUUCCAAUCUUCAGACACUAAACUUAAGAAACAAUGAAAUUUCAUGGGCCAUAGAAGAUGCUAGUGAAGUCUUUGCUGGACUCACAAGUCUCACUAAAUUAAUCUUACAAGGAAAUCAGAUUAAGUCAAUUACAAAGAAAGCAUUCAUUGGUCUUGAAUCCCUGGAGCAUCUAGAUUUGAACAACAAUGCUAUAAUAUCUAUCCAAGAAAAUGCUUUUUCUCAGACUCACUUGAAAGAACUGAUUCUGAACACAAGCACUUUGCUCUGUGACUGCCAUUUGAAGUGGUUGCUUCAGUGGCUGGUUGAUAAUAACUUUCAACAUUCUGUGAAUGUAAGCUGUGCACACCCUGAAUGGCUAGCAGGGCAAAGCAUCCUGAAUGUGGAUCUGAAAGAUUUUGUCUGUGAUGAUUUUCUGAAGCCACAGAUAAGAACACAUCCUGAAACUACAGUGGCUCUAAGAGGCAUGAAUGUGACUCUGACGUGCACUGCAGUGAGCAGCAGUGAUUCACCCAUGUCCACUGUGUGGCGCAAAGACAGUGAAAUCUUGUAUGAUGCCGAUAUUGAGAAUUUUGUUCGUUAUCAGCAGCAAGCUGGAGAAGCUCUGGAGUAUACUAGUGUCUUACAUCUUUUCAGUGUGAAUUUCACAGAUGAAGGAAAAUACCAGUGCAUUGUUACUAAUCACUUCGGUUCUAAUUAUUCUCAUAAAGCCAAACUGACUGUGAAUGAAAUGCCAUCUUUUCUGAAAACGCCAAUGGAUCUAACUAUUCGCACUGGUGCCAUGGCCAGAUUAGAAUGUGCUGCAGAGGGGCACCCUGCACCUCAGAUUUCCUGGCAGAAGGAUGGUGGUACUGACUUCCCUGCAGCUCGAGAAAGACGCAUGCAUGUCAUGCCUGAAGAUGAUGUCUUCUUCAUUGCAAAUGUGAAAAUAGAAGACAUGGGAAUCUAUAGCUGCAUGGCACAAAAUAUAGCAGGAGGCCUCUCAGCAAAUGCCUCCCUAACAGUGUUAGAGACACCCUCAUUUAUUAGACCUCUGGAGGACAAGACAGUAACCCGAGGUGAAACUGCAGUAUUACAGUGCAUAGCUGGAGGGAGUCCUGCCCCUCGCCUCAAUUGGACCAAAGAUGAUGGACCACUGCUGGUGACAGAACGGCACUUCUUUGCUGCAGCCAAUCAGCUUCUCAUCAUUGUAGAUGCUGGGCUAGAAGAUGCUGGGAAAUAUACUUGUAUUAUGUCUAACACCCUUGGGACAGAACGUGGUCACAUUUACCUAAAUGUCAUUUCAUCCCCUAAUUGUGACUCUUCCCAAAGUAGCAUUGGGCAUGAAGAUGAUGGCUGGACCACAGUUGGCAUUGUCAUCAUUGUUGUAGUCUGCUGUGUUGUGGGCACCUCUUUGAUCUGGGUCAUUGUUAUUUACCACAUGAGAAGGAAAAAUGAAGACUAUAGUAUCACAAACACAGAGGAGCUUAAUCUGCCUGCAGACAUUCCCAGCUACUUGUCAUCCCAAGGAACACUGUCUGAGCCGCAGGAAGGCUACAGCAACUCUGAGGCAGGCAGUCAUCAGCAACUUAUGCCUCCUGCCAACGGAUAUUUACACAAAGGCGUUGAUGGUGGCACUGGUACCCGGGUUAUCUGCUCAGAUUGUUACGACAAUGCCAACAUCUACUCCAGGACCCGAGAAUACUGUCCGUACACCUAUAUUGCCGAGGAGGAUGUUCUAGAUCAGACGCUGUCCAGCCUCAUGGUCCAGAUGCCCAAAGAGACAUAUUUGACAUAUCCUCCCCAAGAUGCUACGACCCUGGAAAGCCUGGUAUCGUCAGCAGAUGGAGAGAUGUCUGCCUUUCCCACCAACCAUGAGAGGAUAAAUGACAAGAAACUUUCAUCCUCACAGAUGAGCAGUGAAAUACUGCAGCGGCCUCUGUGGAACAUAAGCAAAGAAUUAAGCCUGCCUCAUGCUCCCUUUUCCCAGCAGCCAGUCCUUGAGUCACCACAACUCCGUCGAAAUGAGGGCCUGGCAGAGAGUGAUCCAGACUGUUCUGCUUCCCCCAUGCCCUGUCACAGGUUACACGACCACGCUUUUGAUUUUAGUAGGACUCAGAACGUUCAAGACGGUAGUGAGGGCACAUGAAACUUACUCCAGGAUGAAAUCUGGGCAAAGACUCAAGUAAUUUUAUAUUUACUACCUCAGAGUUCAGCAGAAACCCCCAAGUCAGCAUGUGCUUUACUCUUUGUCUACAAUUACAUCUGACCACACCAGGGUGGGCCAGGCAUUUGUUUGGGCUUAUAUCUGAUGAAGAAGGGUAACGGCUGACAGAAAUGAGUAUAUCAAAUAAAAAAUGUGCAGCAUGGGCACAGGAAGAUACAGGACAGACGUGCUUCCUGUGGGUUCCACGGCAAAAUGCCCAGGUGUGCACUGCCUAUUAGGAAGAGUCUGAUUGUCUCAACCCGCUGAAUGAUCCUGAGAAGACAUCACUGUUCUAUUUUGCCUUCCUAGGAACAAAAGUAACUUGGGAACCUUCUAAGAAGUGUGCCUGGGAUUCUUCGCUGGUUUUAAGCAUAUAGUUAAGACCGGGGCUUUGAUAUUCAAGGUCUUUGACAAGAAUCCCAAGGUUGACCAACUGUUACCAGGCCAAGGGGUUUUGUAUUCUUGUGAAUCUUUUUUUUUUUUUUUUUUUUGGUCCCUGUUGACCAGGCAUCUCAUUGUAAAUAUAUGUGCAUUUAUAAAUAAUUUUUGUAUUCGUUGACUUUAUGUGUUGGCUGCAAUGUAAACAUUUUUGAUAUGCCAAAAUUAUAUGUAAUAAUCCAGUUGUAACACUGACAGCAGCUUCUCAGACCACAGACAGAUUUUGUAUAACUUGGUUUAGUGAGAUCUAAAGACUUUUAACUUUUAAAAACAUAUUUGUUAAGAAGUAUGUGUAUAGAGGCAGGGUACCUAGUGAUUGCGUACACAGAAACACAAUCUUGGUGUAAUUAACCACUUUCUUCAUACCCAAAGGUUCGUACAUCUAAUCGUUUGCCAUCUGCUUACAAGUGCCAGCUGAUACCACCUUUCUAGCAUAAAAUAGCUCUUUUAAAAGCCUAGCAGUCUAGUCAUAGCCAUAUACAACUAGAUAGAGGAAAACUUGUUUGGGGAGUGUCUUCUUUCAGCAAAGUACUUAGUUGACGAGUAAGCCAAAGAUUGUGUCUUUUCUGUUUGUUUUUUGUAAUAUCUCUUCCACCAAUGCACAGUAUAUCUUAAGAAGGGAAGAGUGCUUUGGGGAGUGGAAGAAUGUGCAGAAAUUCUUAUACUAUGAAGCUUUGGAGUAGUCCUUGUUUUGUACAAGUGAUUAUUUAAGCCAAAAACUUUUCUCCAAUUUCUGAUAGCAAAAAGCCUUGAGUAAACAAAGGACUUAACACUCUAAUGGAAUGUAAUGGACUGAAGUUCUUCUUUCUUCGUGCUUUUGGAUUUCCUUACAUAGGCUUUCACAUUCUGUCUUCUAAAUCUAGUAAGUGCUAGUUAGUUACUAGAUAACUUCCAUCACUUAAAUGAAAAUAUCUAAGUCAUUGUGCAUUUCAAGGGUUCUAAACCCACCUAAUUCCUUAGCUUUUUUCAGGAAAAUUAGCUGAAUUUGAUACUAGUUUUCAAUCCUAAAUUUUCUCCCAUAGGCAGCAGCACUUCUUUGUCUGUUUUGUACCACCAUGCCUUUUCUUUUUCUUCUUGGUUUUUUUUUUUUUGGUGAGCAAGAUUGUCCCUAAGCUAACAUUUGUGCUAGU
Molecule: messenger RNA, 5020 nt
Organism: Equus quagga
Lineage: Eukaryota; Metazoa; Chordata; Mammalia; Perissodactyla; Equidae
Gene: LRIG2
Product: leucine rich repeats and immunoglobulin like domains 2
Exons: 18
Coding region: 198-3395 (1065 amino acids)
Molecular function (GO): protein binding
Source: RefSeq, a predicted model, not a curated record